This is a messenger RNA of Lycium ferocissimum, 1378 nucleotides long. RefSeq lists its product as uncharacterized. The transcript is spliced from 3 exons. NCBI's taxonomy places the organism in Eukaryota, Viridiplantae, Streptophyta, Magnoliopsida, Solanales, Solanaceae. The record is from RefSeq and is a predicted model, not a curated record. Bases 1 to 690 code for a protein of 229 amino acids.
AUGAUCAUUACAGAGUAUGAGGCCAAGUUUAUAGAUUUAUCCAGGUAUGUGCCUUCUUUGGUUGAGGAUCCGAGAGAGGUGAGACGAUUCGUGGAUGGACUUGAGCAUCGCUAUCGUGGUCUUGUAGUACGAGAUGUGCGACAUGGUACCUAUUCAGAUGUAGUUGACACUGCUCUCCGUUACGAGUCCUAUCUAGAGAUGGACAAAGUUGAGUGUGAAAGCAAAAAGUCACGUAACACGGACCUACUCAGUCAGAAUCAGUGGUGCAGUCUUCUAGUGGUUUUUCAGCUAGACAGGGCCAGCAGCAGAUGCAGAGGAAGGGUAGCAGCUCCUAUCAGUCAGGUUAUCAUCCGAGGUGUUCUAACUGUGGUAGAAAUCACAAUGGUCGUUGCUUUGGGGCAGAUGGGGCUUGUUUUACUUGUGGUGAAAAGGGGCAUAUUGCUAAAUACUGUCCUAAAGGAAAUUCUGGUGCUAGUCGAGCUACUACACAACCGCAGGGAACUACUACAGCUACACAGGGUCAGAUUCGCCCCAGCUAGGGCCGCUCCACAGGGUGCUCGUGGACAGGGUCAACAGGGUGCUCAGGGAGGGGGUGGACCGUCGAGAUUCUUUGCUAUGACCAGACAGGAUGUCGAGGCAUCUAAUGCAGUAGUCACAGAUACUGUCGUUGAGAACGAGGCUAGUAAUUGAAGAUUUCGUAAGUGGAUUCUGUUGCUGAGGUGAGCCACCGCAUUGUUCGUGGAGGCGCCAUUUCGACUUUAUCUAGUUUAUUUCUAGUUAUUUCUUUUAUUUUGGGUUUACAUGCCCGACACUCAAACUCAUGUAACUCUGUUAGAUGCUCCAUGGUCUUAGCGUGGGAUGUGGACUAGAGAUUCUUUUUAUCUUAGCGUUGGUUGGUUUUCAUAAAUCGAUUAUGGAGUUGGUUGGCGACUAUUUCGCAUUUUUAUCAUUAAUAACGUUGUUGGACCUGCACUUAUUUUCUUUUAGUGCUUUUAUAAAUGAUUAAGGGUAUGAUAUAUGGUUCGUCUGGCGGGUGGUGUUUGCUGGGUGCCAAUCACGUCUAGCGGGUAUUUUGGGACGUGACAAACCGGUUCUGAUUCUCAUCUCCGGUUUAGAGUUUUUUCUUCAUCACCUUUCCUUAUAAGCUAGCCCAUUUGCUUAACGUUUGCAACUUUCUCUAUUUUUUGGCUAGCAAGUUCUCGCCGGUAAUUGAUUUCUGGUGAUUUUGGAAUCGGGGUUUUAUUCAACAGCUUAUUCUAAGUUGAGAGGACUAACGCCGGCGAUCGGCAACGGGGACGGAUGGUCGGCAGACAUUGAUGAGGCUUCCUCAAUUUUUAGGAUGUGGGUAAUAAGGGAUUAUGGGUUAAUUUUAAUUAAU